This is a messenger RNA of Lathyrus oleraceus (garden pea), 1104 nucleotides long. RefSeq lists its product as uncharacterized. The transcript has 3 exons. The record is from RefSeq and is a predicted model, not a curated record. The coding region runs from base 1 to 1104 and encodes 367 amino acids. Lineage: Eukaryota; Viridiplantae; Streptophyta; Magnoliopsida; Fabales; Fabaceae.
AUGGGACUGGAUAGGGAUCAACUCCGUGCUAUGUCCCACAAAGAUAAAGAAACCUUCAAGGAGUACGUUCAGAGGUGGUGUGAAAUCACUGCACAGGUUAGUCCUCUAUUGAAGGAAAAGGAAAUGACAAAGUUGUUUUUGAAGACGUUGAGUCCGUUAUAUUACAAAGGGAUGGUUGCAAGUGCACCUAGUUACUUUACUGAAAUGGUGAAUAUGGGGUUGAGAUUAGAAGAGGGUGUUCGUGAAAGAUGGUUGAAAGAAGGCAGUUCAUUUGAUGGGUCCAAAAGAUAUGGGAAUGGGCUACCCAAGAAGAAAGAACACGAUGCAACCGCUAUAUCACAAGAGAGACAUAGAAGGCUUCCGAGGAACAGUCAACGUCAUCAGCAUGUGGCAUGUAAGAAUUUGGUGCAAACAAGAACUCCACCGACUGUUCCGAAAGAGCUUCUGUGGUGGUAUAAAGCUGACCAACAUUGUGGAUUCCACCAAGGAGCACCUGGCCAUGAUAUUGAGAAUUGUUUCUCUUUGAAGGAUGAGGUAAGAAGGUUAAUGCAAAGUGGUAUCUUGUCAUUUGAAGAUUCCAAUCCCAAUGUACAAGUUAAUUCGCUGCCCAAACAUGGUAAUGCAACUAUGAAUAUGGUCGAAGGAUGUCCUGGAAAGUACCGAGUUUUCAACGUCAAUCUGAUCAAAAGAUCCUUGGUUGAAAUGCAAGCUACUUUAUGUGAAUUGACCUAUUAUGAGCAUGACCGUGCUUCUUGUCAAGUUUGUUCCGGAGAUCCCCGAGGAUGUGUUGUAGUGAAAAGAGACUUGCAAGAGAUGUUAGAUCAGAAACUUAUUCAAGUUAUGAGGGAUAGAAAUGAAGAUGAGCAUGAGAAGACUGUUGUUUCUCUGUUGGUUAUUCGUUUGGUCAGUCCUACGCCUUACGAAUCUGAUAAAGCUGUGCCUUACAAGUAUAAUGCUACUAUGGUAGAAUACGUAAAAGAAGUGCCUAUUCUUACUUUUCCAUCCGUUGUGAACAUUGUCGAUGUAAGUGGUGUGACCCGAAGUGGUCGGAUAUCUGUUGCUGCAGCUCCUAAGAGAACUAAAGAUGUGGUGAUAGAGAAAUAA